This is a messenger RNA of Pseudozyma flocculosa PF-1, 3081 nucleotides long. RefSeq lists its product as uncharacterized. Gene Ontology annotation, molecular function: metalloexopeptidase activity. The transcript has a single exon. Lineage: Eukaryota; Fungi; Basidiomycota; Ustilaginomycetes; Ustilaginales; Ustilaginaceae. The record is from RefSeq and is a predicted model, not a curated record. Gene Ontology annotation, biological process: proteolysis. Bases 1 to 3081 code for a protein of 1026 amino acids.
AUGCCGCCAAAGAAGGCGAGGCCAGCCAAGGCCGGCCCCAAGCCCAGCACGACGCCCGCCGGAGCACCUCCGACCGCGACCGCGACCGCGACCACGGCCGCUACGGCCACCUCUGCCGGAACCAGGGCCGACGGCUCUGCCGCUGCUGCCGAAGCGGCGGCGCGGAUCAUUGCCGAUCGAGAGGCUAGCGAGGUGGACCCGGUCAACUACCGCCGUACGCCAAAGUCGCCGCUGUUUGCGCUGCUGCUCGCCGCCCUCGUCGCGCUGCUGGCCUCGACGACCCUCUACCUGCACUACCGCCUGCCCGCCCCCAAACCCUCGACGGCCAUCAUCGCUGCCGGCCUCGAUCCGGAGCUCGCCACCGCCUACGAUCCCAGGUCGCCCGUGGCCGCCCUCGAUCAGAGGAGCGCCAGCGCCCGCGGCGGGGAUCCGGUGGCGCUCAGCUCCCACUUCAGCGAGGCCAACGCCGUCUCGGUCAUGCACCACCUCUCGGUCGGCAUCGGCUACCGCAUCGUGGGCACAAAGCAGCACGUCGAGGCAGAGGACUGGCUCGAAGAGAUCCUCCGCCGCUACGAGGGCUGGCACGACACGGGCCUCGCCGGCACCGGCACCCGCACCCAGGUCGAGGUGUGGAAGCAGCUCGGCGACGGCGCCCACCGCUUCGACUUCAUGGGCAGCACCGUGUGGAAAAAGUACUAUUCCAUGUCCAACCUCGUCGUCCGCCUCUCGGACGGCACCAACGAGGGCAAGGCAAAUGCCCUCCUCCUCAACGCCCACCUCGACUCGACCCUCCCCUCGCCCGGCGGCGCAGACGACGGCAUCGGCGUCUCGAUCCUCCUCGAGGCCCUCCGCGCCCUCACCCUGCCCAACACGGGCCGCAGGCUGCACAACAGCGUCGUCCUCCUCUUCAACAACGGCGAAGAGUCGCUCCAGGACGCUUCGCACCUCUACAUCACCCAGCACCACCCCACAAAGGACACGGUCCGCGCCGUCGUCAACCUCGAGGCGUGCGGCACCAGCGGGCCCGAGCUCCUCUUCCAGGCCACGAGCACCGAGAUGAUCGAGGCCUACUCCAAGGUGCCCCACCCCUUUGGCACCGUCCUCGCCAACGACGUCUUUUCCACCGGCCUCAUCCUCAGCGACACCGACUUCCGCCAGUUUGUCGAGUACGGCAACCACCUCACCGGCCUCGACAUGGCCCUCGUCGGCUCGUCGUACCUCUACCACACCCGCAAGGACGUCCCCGCCCACCUCGAGCCGGGCGCCACCCAGCACUUUGGCGAAAACGUGCUGGCCAUCCUCGAGCACCUCUGCCUCGACCCGAACGCCUCCGCCAAGCUGGCCAGCAUCCAGCCUCGCCAGUCGCGCGCCUCGCUGCCCAUCUACUUCACCCUGGCCGGCCGCAAGUUCUUCCUCAUCAGCUCCAAGGCGUUCAAGUCGAUCGUCAUGGGCAUCUCGGCCAUUGUCAACUUCCAGAUGUCGGCCGUGACGCGCGCAGAGAGCCACCUCAACGCCCUCAACCUCACCAUGCUCUCGGUCCUCGGCACCGUCGUCAGCCUGCUGGCCGCCGUCGUCGGCGCCAACGCCGUCGCCCUGCUCAUGGUCCACGUCCUCGGCCGCGGCAUGUCGUGGUUCUCGCACGAGUGGGCCGCCGUCGCCCUCUACGGCCCUCCGGCGCUGGCCUCGGUGCUGGCGGUGCAGUACGCCAUGUCGCACCUCGUCAAGCCCCACCAGCGCCCCUACUUUGAGCGCGCCACGAUGACGGGCAUGCAGAUCGUCUUUGUGCUGGUGCUCCUCGGCCUCAACGCCUUUUCCAUCGGCUCGGCGUACCUCAUGAUCCUCGCGGCGGGCACCCUGCUGCUCAGCACCACCAUCAACGACUUUGUCCUCGUCGGCUUCGGCAACAUCGAGAUGCGCCAGGUGGCGCCCGACAUGCGCGUGUCGCCGUGGACGUACGUCGCGCUGGUCCUGGUGCCCUCGUCGGUGGGCUUCGAGGGCAUGGCGUCGUUCCUCGACCUGUUUGUGCCGCUGACGGGCCGCAUGGGCGAGGUGUCGCCGGCGGACAACAUCAUCGCGACGAUUGUGGCGGCGCUCAGCUUCCUCUCGCUGCCCGCCCUCGUGCCGCUGUCGCACCGCUACACGACGGCGACGCUCGGCCGGGCCAUCCUGGCGCUCGUCUCGCUGACGGCCGUCAUGGUGGCCGUGUUUGCGGCGCGCCAGCCGUUUGACGCGCUCCACCCCAAGCGCCUGUUUGUGCACCAGGUGCAGAACAUCACCAGCGGCGAGUGGUUCAUGAACCUGGGCGCGGCCGACCCGGCGCCCGGCUUCGAGCAGCUGUCCAACGACGUGCAGCGCGUCCUGGGCCGGCCGGGCGAGUCGGCGGUGCUGCACGAGAUGAACGCGCAAAACACCGACUUCGACAUCCUCUACCCGGUCAGCGACUUCCUGACGCCGUACAAGUUCCAGCUGCCCGGGCCCGCGCCGGCGGCCGACGGCGGCGGUUCGGUCACGCCCUACGCCGCGCCCGCCCCGGCCUCGCAGCAUUUUACGCUGCGCGCCGUCGACGAGGUCGUCGACUUUGACCGGGCGACGCGCAGCGUGACGCUCGAGAUCCAGCACCCGGGCAUGAUCUGGCCCGUCAUUGCCUUUGACGGCGACGUCGUCGAGUGGAACCUGCCCUCUACGCCGCCGAGCGGCCACCGGCGACACCACAUCAAGCAGGUGGGGCGCCACGGCCAGUCAAAGUGGAGCGUCGACCUGGUGCUCCGCCUCGACGCCGACGGCCUCGCCGCCGCCCGCGCCCGCAAGACGGGCCAAGACUUUGGCCAGCUCGUCACCACGGACCCCGGCGUCGGCGGCGGUGCGGUCGACGCGACGCGAUCCGACCUGCGCGACCCGAGCCGGCUCUGGAUCGACAUGAGCGGCCUCGUCGUCGACGGCAUGUUCCCGCAGCACCGCCACGAGGCAAAGGGCCGCUACGCCAUGGACAACUUUGAAAAGAUGGACGCCUACCUGGCCCAGGAGCAUCCCGAGGUCGACGCCAUGCUGCUCAGCGUCGUCGCCGCCGUCGUCGUCGCCUAG